Molecule: messenger RNA, 291 nt
Organism: Necator americanus (New World hookworm)
Lineage: Eukaryota; Metazoa; Nematoda; Chromadorea; Rhabditida; Ancylostomatidae
Exons: 3
Coding region: 1-291 (96 amino acids)
Source: RefSeq, a predicted model, not a curated record
AUGUUAAAGGCCGACUACGGCUACGGUAGGACUGAAGGUCGCGUUAUCGCGUCAAUACCUCGUCAACACAGCGGUUUCGACAGGUCGUACUUCUAUAAAAAAAGACCGCUGAGUCUCAACGUCGUGAACAUUCGACUUCUUGUGGCGUACGGUUUCUCCGUCUUCACUGAUCAGUGGGAAUUAAAUGUGAUGAAAUGGCAGGAGACAGCGAUGCGAACGACGAAGCAUCUGUAUGGUGGAACACAGCCAAAAAUGAUAACGCUUGGUGGCACUCAUUCGCUAGGGCCAUAG